Centropristis striata (black sea bass) is the source of this 7842-nucleotide messenger RNA. RefSeq names its product hyperpolarization activated cyclic nucleotide-gated potassium channel 4 (gene hcn4). Gene Ontology annotation, molecular function: voltage-gated potassium channel activity. Lineage: Eukaryota; Metazoa; Chordata; Actinopteri; Perciformes; Serranidae. The record is from RefSeq and is a predicted model, not a curated record. Gene Ontology annotation, cellular component: membrane. Gene Ontology annotation, biological process: potassium ion transport; transmembrane transport. The coding region runs from base 1 to 4332 and encodes 1443 amino acids. The transcript is spliced from 8 exons.
AUGGACAGGUUGCACUCCUCCAUGCGUAAAAGGCUCUACAGUUUGCCACAGCACAUUGGACAGAAAGCAUCUAUAAUGGGCGAAGGAGAAGACGCAGACAAGGACACCAGGAGGAAGAGUCUUAGGAUGAAGCCUCUACCUUCACCGUCGCCGACCUCUGGGGGAAGCUGCAAAGGCAUCGGGGAGACCAAAAGUGGGGAGUCUGUGAUCAUGGAGACGGACAUGGGGAGACAGAUGAAGACCAGCUCGAAUGGAGAUUGUCGGAGAUUUCGAGGCAGCCUCUCGUCCAUCACAAGUCGCCAUGUGCACGACUCUGACUCGGCGGAGGAGAGGCGCCUCAUCACCGAGGGGGAUGUCACCCCGAGCGAGGAGAGCCCCCCCGGAGCCAUCGGUGAUGGGCCGCCGGAUCAAGGCGCGCAAGAGGCCAGCGGCGGCGGCGGCGGUACCCAGAAAGAUUCCCCAGACCAGCAACCAGGGUUUAUAAAGUUGGAUGGCAUUGAUCAAAUUCUGCCGGACGACGAGAGAUUAUAUCAAGCUGGGUUCAUACACAGACAGCUUGGGGCAAUGCUUCAACCAGGGGUCAACAAGUUCUCCCUGAGGAUGUUUGGAAGUGAGAAGGCGGUUGAACGGGAACAAGAGCGGGUUAAAUCCGCCGGAUUUUGGAUAAUUCACCCGUACAGUGAUUUCAGGUUUUACUGGGACUUGACCAUGCUGCUGCUGAUGGUUGGCAACCUCAUCAUCAUCCCCGUGGGCAUCACAUUCUUCAAGGAUGAGCACACGCCCCCCUGGAUCGUGUUUAACGUGGUCUCUGACACGUUCUUCCUCAUGGACCUGGUCCUCAACUUUAGGACGGGCAUCGUCAAAGAGGACAACACAGAGAUCAUCCUGGAUCCGCAACAGAUCAAGAUCAAGUACUUGCGGAGCUGGUUUGUGGUGGACUUUAUCUCCUCCAUCCCUGUGGACUACAUCUUCCUUAUUGUAGAGACGCGUAUCGACUCAGACUUCUACAAGACGGCGCGCGCCUUGCGGAUUGUCCGCUUUACAAAGAUCCUCAGCUUGCUGCGACUCCUGCGCCUCUCCAGACUCAUACGCUACAUCCACCAAUGGGAAGAGAUCUUCCACAUGACCUAUGACCUAGCCAGUGCCAUGGUGAGGAUCGUCAACCUGAUCGGCAUGAUGCUGCUACUGUGUCACUGGGACGGAUGCCUGCAGUUCCUGGUGCCCAUGCUGCAGGACUUUCCUGCCGACUGCUGGGUGUCCAAAAAUAAGAUGGUGAAUGACACAUGGGGACAGCAGUACUCCUACGCACUUUUCAAAGCUAUGAGCCACAUGCUGUGUAUUGGGUAUGGCAUGUACCCCCCGGUGGGCAUGACGGACGUGUGGCUGACCAUCCUCAGCAUGAUUGUGGGCGCAACCUGCUACGCCAUGUUCGUGGGCCACGCCACUGCCCUAAUCCAAUCCCUGGACUCAUCUCGACGGCAAUACCAGGAGAAGUACAAACAGGUGGAGCAGUACAUGUCCUUCCACAAGCUGCCAGCAGAUAUGAGGCAGAGAAUCCACGACUACUACGAGCACCGUUACCAGGGCAAGAUGUUCGACGAGGAGAGCAUCCUGGGAGAGCUGAACGAGCCGCUCCGAGAGGAAAUCAUCAAUUUUAACUGUCGAAAGCUGGUGGCGUCCAUGCCACUGUUUGCCAACGCCGACCCCAACUUUGUCACCUCCAUGCUCACCAAGCUGAAGUUCGAGGUGUUCCAACCUGGGGAUUAUAUCAUCAGGGAGGGCACCAUUGGCAAAAAAAUGUACUUCAUACAGCACGGGGUUGUCAGCGUCCUAACCAAAGGCAGUAAAGAGACCAAGCUGUCAGAUGGCUCCUACUUUGGAGAGAUAUGUUUGCUGACGCGGGGCAGGAGGACAGCCAGUGUCCGAGCGGACACGUACUGUCGCCUAUACUCGCUGUCCGUGGACAACUUCAAUGAGGUGCUGGAGGAGUAUCCUAUGAUGAGGAGGGCCUUUGAGACUGUGGCCCUGGACAGGCUGGACCGCAUUGGCAAGAAAAACUCCAUCCUGCAGCACAAGGUACAACAUCACCUCAGCUCUGGUGGACUCAACUACCAGGAGAAUGAGAUCAUCCAGCAGAUUGUGCAGCACGACAGGGACAUGGCUACCUGUGCCCACCUCUUGCAAAAUGCCCCACCCCAGUCGCCUCCUUCACCUACCCCUGUCAUCUGGGCUCCCCUCAUCCAGGCCCCUCUCCAGGCAGCAGCUGCCACCACAUCAGUAGCCAUUGCCCUGACACACCAUCCCCACCUUCCACAAACUCUUUUCAGGCCUCCUGUUUCUCUUCUGGGGUCCCUAAAGGACCCUCCCAGUCGGUUUAAGAAGUUCCACACAUUUGUUCCUCCAUCCACAGCACCUGACUCUGCUGAGGACUCUUCUUCUAGCACCCCCUCUAAACUGCACAGUGCGGUGGACAUGCCAUUGCUGGCCUCUUUUCGGGCCCUGCACAUGACAUCAGGUACAGGGGCAACUGGCUCUAGCCAACAGGCCUCAGGUAGCGGAGGCCAGCAUGGACCUAAUGGGGCUGGCUCUGGGUCCAGUGGUGGAGGGGCCUCGUCCUUCCCUUUUGGACCAUACUCUUCAUCUGGUUCACCCUCAUCUAGUAUGGCCCAGCUACACCCACAACCACAGCAUCAGCAGCCAUUUCGCUCCAGCACCCCACCCCUCUCAAAUCUCUUCCACCAAGGAUCUACAGGUGGAAGCACAGGGUCAGGGAUAAGUGGAGGGGCAGUUGGAGCCUGUGGUGGUGCUACAGGGUGGUCUUCAGGUGCAGUCGGAGGGUCCGUAGAAGGAGCCACAGGAGGAGACUCUGCUUGGGCUGGAGAGGACUUUACAACCGGAACGACAGGGCCACUGCCUGGGGUGCACUUUGGGUUGGGAGGAGCUACUGGCGGAUCAGUAGUAGAGAUCUCAGGGGAAUCAAUGGGAGGGAUAUCUGAAGGAUCAGUGGGUGCUACUUGUGGCAGGUUAGCAGGUGGUGCAUCAGGUGGAUCAGCGGGGGGUAUGAACUGCGGGUCAGUAGGAGAUGCAAACAGGAGAUCGAUGGGAGGGAGUAUUAGAGCAUCAAUGGGAAGAGUCUCCAGGGGAUCAGUAGGAGGGGCUUCUGGAGAAUUACCAGUAGUGACAACCACUGGAGGAUCAUUAGGGAGGGCUUCCGGUGGAUUCACUGGCGGGGUCUCUGGGGGGCCACUUGGAGGUGUUUCUGGUGAUUCUAAGCUAGGGAGUUCUGAAAGAUUUUUGGGAAGGGUUUCUGGUGGAUCCACAACUAGCCAUAUAGGAGGAAGUUCAAGUGGGUCAGGGGGAGGGGUGAUUGGACAUACUGGCAGAGCAUCAGGAGGGGCAAUAGGGAGCCACAUAGGAGGGUCUACAGCUUCUCCUGCAGGAGGGACUUCUGCUGGAUUUACAGCUGGACUUCUUAGUUCCUCCCGUUGUCAGAGUCCUGUAUCUACAGGCUCAUCCAGCCCUAUGCCCGGUCAGCUUCACCAUAGCCAGCCACCUCCCAAGCCUCCUCAAGUUGCUCCUUUGCAGCAGUUUGCUGGGGGAGGCAGGACUACCAGUGGCUUAAACCUCUUCCAUUCCCCUCCACAUGGCUCCCCAUCCUCUAGCAGAGGACAGCACAGCAGCCAGCAACCUGCUGAGAGCUCCCCAUCUUCCCUCAGCCAUUUCAGCCUGGCAGGCCUCCAGUCUGGCUUCCUGCCUCACCAGAUGUCCCUGGAGAGGUCUGCCCUGGCCUCCCUUGCCCAGUAUGGUUCAGCAAAUGCAUCCCCCUGCCUUACCCCAGUGGCUCCCAGUCCUACUAUUCAAAGCCCUGUGGCAGGCAGGACUUUCCACUACAGCGACCCAUCGAGUGCCACAGGAUCCCACAGUUCUCUGCUCAUGCCUCAGUCUUCUCUUCCUUCGCAGCUUCCCAGCCAGCCACACACGACAGGGAGAGAUUCUCCAUUGGGUCGUUUUUCCGAGGACCUAAAGCUUUUAUCCAGCUCACACUCAUCUUUGCCCCAGGAGGUGGCCCAGGCCUUAGGCCACCAUACUCCUCAAUCCUCUGUGGAAACUGGAUAUUACCCCUCACCCUUUUCCUCACCCACUCUUGUGCCCAAACCCUGUAGCUCAGUGCCAGGGCGCAUGACUCCUCCCAUCCAGAUGUCUCCGGGGCACCAUCACCAGACUCAGUCCCCCGGGGCCUCCCCGGCCUUGCCUCUACGGAGGGCCUCUGCUGCCUACUCAUCAGAUCUAGAACCUCAAACUGUCCGCUCGAAACUCCCUUCCAAUUUGUGAGGAUUGAUCACACCCUCCUGUGCUCCUCCAAACUGAAACACACACAAACUAUCUCCAUGUGUGACAUUCUUUUCUUUCUGUCUUCAGACUUCACUGUGUUCCACCUCUCAUUUUACCAAGAUCUUAAAAAAUUACUGUGAUUUAAAAUAUAUUUUACCGGGUAACUCUGAGCUCUAGAAUACUCUAUAUUUGUUUUAUGCUUUGUCCUCUUUCUUUAAUCAUAAAUACUGUACAUAGAUAAAGAUAUAUUUAAAUGAUAAGUUAACCAAGGGACUAGGAGGGUGUGAAAAAGAUCUCCAUUUAAAGGACAGUCAUUUUCUUAAUUUCUAUAACUAUGCCAAAUUCAUCUGGUGAUGUUUGGGAAGACAGUUCAGUGGACUACACAAUAAUACUCUUUUUCUGCAGGAACCUAUGCACUAAUACCUGCAUGUAUAAAUGCUUUUUGUGUGUUUCAAAAAAACUAUCUAAAUUUUUAGGAAAAACAACAUGCUUCGAGAAAGGCUAACCCUUGUACCAUCUCAUACAGGAUCACAUAUUGUUGAUCCUUAUACGUAUCUAUUAGAUUGUACUUAUUUAUCCUGUGUAUAAACUUUUCAAAACCUAAUGAGAGAUGGAGAAGAGAUUUUAGGAAACCAAAAAGACUUUUCCUGUGGGGUAAUAAUUCACCUCCUUUUGGCCCGUCAAUCCUUAUUUUAUACCACUUUAUCGUAAUAAUACUGUUUUCUGAAGCAGGGGGAGAGGGGGUUUAGCGAGCUGCCCUCCAUCUCAAUAUUGAGACAUAACAGUAUGUGAGCGACUGGCUUUCUACAGAGUCCUCAACCAUGUCCUAACAAGCUCACUUUGUCUUCCAAGCUCAUGCCGCUAAUGUGUGUAGAAAGCAUGUGUUGUUUUUUCUUCCUGACUGUGUGCAACUGUUAAUGUGUGAGUGUAAGUGUGAAUAAGUGUGUGAGUCAGUGGAAAGACUUUUCCCUGGACUGAUCAAAUGGAUGUUUGCCCUUUUUCACACAAAAAACUAGGACUUCCAUUAACCACAGCUUGUGUGUUGCAUUGUGUAGCACUCAGACCGUUUAAAAACAGUCAAAUAUAUAAUAGCCCCAAAGCUAGACUGUCAGUCAUUGAGCAAAUGCAGUAUACAGUACACAAGCUGAAAUAUCCGAAAAGUGCUGGAAACACGGAAAUAUGCCACUUGAUAUUUGAUUUGUGCAUUACUUCUUCUACUGUAGCUGCUAUGUCAUCGACAUAGACAUGUGUCCUCAUUGAAGGUCAGUGCUGAGAUUGAGAUGUUGAAUGUAUGUUUAUUUGGUCUUGCUAAAAGUAAGUACUGUAGCUAUGGUGGAUGCACUGAAAGCACGGUGCCCCCGGGGCUUAAGAGACUGUUCCGUAAUUGGUUAAAUAUCUUUGACAGACGUUUUCAUCAGCAGCCAUUUCUCCUGCCAAAGUGUCCUUUAGCAAGACACAGUACCGACUCAACUGCCCACUUUUUACUGCAUGUUCUCCACAAAGUACUCCCCAUACUGCUGCUUCUGUACCUCUGAGCGAAAUUGCUUGCAUGAAAGUGCAGGGAAAACUUUUACAACCAUUGGUUUGACUUUUGUCUCUUCACUUUUGAGUGCAUUGCUGCAGGUUUCUCUGGAUUCAUACAAUAUACAGGCAUACGUGGAUUACAUCUAGAUUUAGCUGUUGCAGGCCAAAAAUCAAAGGUGGAAAAAGAUCCAUCAUAUAAUCAUUCAGAAACUGGUGGCACUGCCAAAAAAACUCACAGUGGUCAAGUAACCUGAGUGCACAGUGGAGGAAGGUAUCACUAAAUUCCCAUGGGAGAGGAGCAGCGGUAUGCUUCUACAUGUUUGUCUGUAGCUCAUCACCAAGACACACCCGGGCUCCACUCAGACAGCUGAGUCCCUAACUCAGUCACAGCACUCAGCCACGGCAGCCUAAUUUAACAAGACAUGUCUGUAAUCCCUUGACCCUCACAGGCUAUCAUGGACUCACGCACAGGGGUGCACGGUGACCACGCUGUCCCCUCAUUACAGUUCCCAGAAGUCCCUGUAAUAAGGUAUAGCGAUACACAUGACAUGACACGCAGCUGCAUGUGUGCACAUUCACAGACGUGCUCACAACAACAAGAGAACUCAUGUACUGCUCCUGGCAAAAGUAAGAAAUCUCUUUUUUUUAAUCUACGACAUUACGUUGUUAAAAAUAUCUUUAAGCUCAUGUUUGACCGAUUGAUUUUCCACUCUUUUAUUGCACUCAGAUCGCCAGUCCAGUUUAUAUAGCUGGCAGUUCUUACCAAUUUUAUGCUCAGUAAUUUGAUGUACAAUUUUUGUUGAAAGAAUGAAUACAUGUACCGUAACCUAGGAAGAUUUAUUAUUUUUCAUCCAUUAAUAAAUAUCGGUUUAGUCGUUGAUUGCAAGUAGCUUGGUCCAAGCACAGAGGGUUACACAUGUACAUUAUUACUGUAUAUUCAUCAACUGCCUUGUAAGAUAUUGGGGCAACGCUUUGAUUAAAUAAGAACAGUCUUUAUCAUCAACAUAAAGGGGAAAGUCUUUCUUAGAACACUGCAACUUUGUUACAUUUUAGGGUUGAUUGUGUUGUUCGAUGAUGAAUUUUCUUAUUGUUGCUUGGAUAAAUUGUCAAAAGUAGACAUUAUUAUGUGAUUUCAAGAUUAUUGCUGUAGAAAAAAAAUAUAGCAACUCGAAAGGCACUUUGGAAAGCGCAGAACAAAAACAAAUAUCAUGCAGUGUUAACAAAAGUGAAAAAAAAGUUGUGUAUCCAUCUCGUGACUCUGAUCAAAGACAAACAAACAGACAAACCGAACUGAACACCUAACCUCCUUAGCAGAGGAAACAAUCAAUGUUAGUGGUAAACAAAAAUGCUUAAUUUUCAAAGUAAAUGCAAACCCAACAGAUGAAUGCACUUUGUCCAGGCAUGAUUCUUGCUAUGAGUACUGAAACAUAGGAUUAGAGAAGGCAGAGUGAGGGGAAGUGGACACAGCAAGAACUCUAUGAUUAGCUUAUCAUUACAGAAUUACUCUUAAAUUAGAUUACAUAAGUGAAAUCAAUAAUGGCUUGUAGCUUUCAUCUGGAUACGCAUGACCUUUUCAUGGUCUUCUUCACAGACGGAGCAGGCGUUACUAAUGGCUAGAGCAGUGUUUUCUUCACCUCUCCCACAUUUAACACCUUGUCUGCAGUAAACAGCUAUCUGAAACAUAGACGUUGGCCAGGACUCUUUAGAUCACCAUCCACAGGGGCUGAAGGGGGGAAUGGGACAAAGCUCUGUGACAGAAAAUAAACCAAUAAAACAAUUUCACCUGUGGAAUACAGAUUGUCUGCACACAGUAUAGUGUUGAAACCUCGGUCUUCCUGUACCUGCUAGCCUCGCACUGCACAAAAGCAGACAGACUGCUGUGCCUCGCACAUCAGAAAAAAGUCACUUUUUUUCCUCACAAUACGACCUUAUUAAGGCAUGGAGUUGGAGAACAGUUUGAAGCCAGUCUGUGAGACAAAGGUGUAG